Paraphaeosphaeria sporulosa is the source of this 588-nucleotide messenger RNA. RefSeq lists its product as uncharacterized. The transcript has 4 exons. Bases 1 to 588 code for a protein of 195 amino acids. The record is from RefSeq and is a predicted model, not a curated record. Lineage: Eukaryota; Fungi; Ascomycota; Dothideomycetes; Pleosporales; Didymosphaeriaceae.
AUGGCCACGAAGGAGCGUCUGUCGGCGGAGGCUUUAAAGGCAUCGAAGAUCAUGACGAAUAUGAUGGCCGAGUUCAAAACGUUCCGCGGCAUCCUGCUGGGCAUCCAGAAGGCUGAGCGCGAUCACAACACCCAAGGCCAACGGGACCUCCUGCACCGUCUUACAGACCAGAUCGGCUCCACGGACGAUGACGAGGCCAACUUCAAGACCAUGGACGAGGCCAACGCGAAGAUUCGGGAACUGAAAGCCAACGAGAAGGAGAUCAGCGCAAUGCUCAAGCAGUCCCAGAUCGACCGCGAGGAACUUGAGGGUCGUCUGUCGACUCAUCAAGCGGAGGUCGACCGGUCCAUGAACGAACGCGACUUCACCGGAGAUGUCAAGAAGCUGACAGGUGUGGCGAGUGCUGCUGGUGCGUCCUGGUCAUCUGGCCGUCCUGCCAAUGCUCGCACCUCCACUGACGAUGGGGGUGCCGUUGGGCCCCGCUCCAUCCGCCUGUCAAAGCAGAGUAGCAGCGAUGUGGUCCCUUCUUCCUCUCAUUCGUCCCCGGCCUCGCCCAUGGAUGACUCUGACGACGGCGAUUUGAAUUAA